CAAUGGUCGGCAAACUGCGGCUCGCGAGCCACAUGCAGCUCUUUGGCCCCUUGAGUGUGGCUCUUCCUAAGCCGUAGGAGUGCCCUAAUUAAGUUAAUAACAAUGUACCUACCUAUAUAGUUUAAAAAAUUGGGCUCUCAGAAGAAAUUUCAGUCGUCGUACUGUUGAUAUUUGGCUCUGUUGACUAAUGAGUCUGCCGACCACUGCUCUAGGACAUUCUAACAUUAAGCAGGUGAGGAGGAAGAACCAGAAAAGGAAACUGAGGGUAAUGGCCAGUGAGGUAGGAGGAAAACCAGAAGUUGGUGCCACAGUGGAGUAAAAAAAAAAGUUUUCAGAAAGUAGUAGUCAGCUAUGCUAUGUACUGCUUUUGAGGUGAAAGAAGAUGAGGACAGUGGGCCUUGGAUUUGGCAAUGUGAAGUCAUCCAUGACCUUGAGAGUUUCAGGGACCUAGAGGGACAAAGGCCUGAUUGGAGUAGGUUCAAGAGCGGAGAGGAGAAUUAGAAACAAAGUUAAAACAACUUUUUGAGGGAGUUUUAUUGCAAGGAGGAGAAAAAAUGGGGUAUAUCAUAUAAAGUGAAAUAAAAGAUUUGUCUUAAUGUUUAAUUUGGUAAAAUACACAUAAAGCCCAUCAUCUUAACCAUUUUUAAGUGUAGUUUAGUGGCAUUAAAUACAUUCACAUUGUUGUGUGACCAUCACGACAAUCCAUCUCCAGAACUCUUCACAUUGUAAAACUGAAAUUCUGUCCCUAUUAAACAAUAACUUCCCAUUCCCCCUCCUCCAGCCCCUAGUAACCACCGUUCUACUUUCUGACUCUGAGUUUGACUACUUUAAGACCCUCACACGAGUGGAAUCAUACCAUAUUUGUCCUUUUGUGACUGGCUUAUUUCAAUCAGCAUAAUGUCCUCAGGGUUCAUUCAUGUUGUAGCAUGUGUCAGAAUUUCCUUCUUUUUAAGGCUGUUUUUAAGCUAGGAAAAAUAACUGCAUUUUGUCGGCCGAUGGAAAUGAUCUGGUAGGUUGAGAAAUUGAUGACAGAGGGAGAUGGGACAAACACUGGAACAAUGUUGGAGGUGGUGUCGGGCAUGACCAGUUUCUCUGUAGUAACAGGUGGGAAGGCAGGAUCUCCCAUCUCUCCACCCUGGGGCAUCACCCUUCAGGGGAGGGAGGAAGAGCUCCGGAAUGGCUGAGGAGAAGAAGCUGAAGCUCAGCAACACUGUGCUGCCUUCGGAGUCCAUGAAGGUGGUGGCCGAAUCGAUGGGCAUCGCCCAGAUUCAGGAGGAAACCUGUCAGCUGCUGGCAGAUGAAGUCAGUUACCGCAUCAAGGAGAUUGCACAGGAUGCCUUAAAGUUCAUGCACAUGGGGAAGCGGCAGAAGCUCACCACCAGUGACAUUGACUAUGCACUGAAGCUAAAGAACGUGGAGCCACUGUAUGGCUUCCAUGCUCAAGAGUUCAUUCCUUUCCGGUUCGCCUCUGGUGGGGGCCGGGAACUCUACUUCUAUGAGGAGAAGGAGGUUGACCUGAGUGACAUCAUCAAUACCCCUCUGCCCCGGGUGCCCCUGGACGUCUGCCUCAAAGCUCAUUGGUUGAGCAUUGAAGGCUGCCAGCCAGCUAUCCCAGAGAAUCCACCUCCAGCUCCCAAAGAGCAGCAGAAGGCUGAGGCCACAGAACCCCUGAAGUCAGCAAAGCCAGGCCAGGAGGAAGAUGGACCCUUGAAAAGCAAAGGUCAAGGGGCUGCUCCAGCUGAUGGCAAAGGGAAAGAGAAGAAGGCACCACCCCUCCUGGAGGGGGGCCCUUUUCGAUUAAAGCCCCGAAGUAUCCAUGAGCUGUCUGUGGAGCAGCAACUGUACUACAAGGAGAUCACUGAAGCCUGUGUGGGGUCAUGUGAAGCCAAGAGAGCGGAAGCCCUUCAGAGCAUCGCAACAGACCCAGGGCUCUAUCAGAUGCUGCCACGAUUCAGCACCUUCAUCUCAGAGGGGGUCCGUGUGAAUGUGGUGCAGAACAACCUGGCCCUGCUCAUCUAUUUGAUGCGCAUGGUGAAGGCACUGAUGGACAACCCUACGCUGUAUCUAGAAAAAUACGUGCAUGAAUUGAUUCCAGCUGUGAUGACCUGCAUCGUGAGCAGACAGUUGUGUCUGAGGCCAGAUGUGGACAAUCACUGGGCACUCCGGGACUUUGCUGCCCGCCUGGUGGCCCAGAUCUGCAAGCAUUUCAGCACAACCACUAACAACAUCCAGUCCCGGAUCACCAAGACCUUCACCAAGAGCUGGGUGGAUGAGAAGACUCCAUGGACUACACGUUACGGCUCCAUUGCAGGCCUGGCCGAGCUGGGACAUGAUGUGAUUAAAACUCUGAUUCUGCCACGGCUGCAGCAGGAGGGGGAGCGGAUCCGAAGUGUCCUGGAUGGCCCUGUGCUGAGCAACAUUGACCGAAUUGGAGCUGACCACGUGCAGAGCCUCCUCCUGAAGCACUGUGCCCCUGUUCUGGCAAAGCUGCGCCCACCACCUGACAAUCAGGAUGCCUAUCGGGCAGAAUUUGGGUCCCUUGGGCCCCUCCUCUGCUCCCAUGUGGUCAAAGCCCGGGCACAAGCUGCUCUGCAGGCUCAACAGGUCAACAGGACCACUCUGACCAUCACUCAGCCCCGACCCACGCUGACCCUUUCUCAGGCCCCUCAACCUGGCCCUCGGACCCCUGGCUUGCUGAAAGUCCCUGGCUCCAUUGCACUGCCCGUCCAGACACUGGUGUCUGCACGAGCUGCUGCUCCACCUCAGCCUUCCCCUCCUCCCACCAAGUUUAUUGUAAUGUCAUCGUCCUCUAGUGCCUCAUCCACCCAACAGGUCCUGUCCCUCAGCACCUCAGCCCCUGGCUCAGGCUCCACCACCACCUCUCCUGUCACUACCACGGUCCCCAGUGUGCAGCCCAUUGUCAAGCUGGUCUCCACUGCCACAGCUGCACCCCCCAGCACUGCCCCCUCUGGCCCCGGCAGUGUCCAGAAGUACAUAGUGGUCUCUCUUCCCCCAACAGGGGACGGCAAAGGAGGCCCCCCCACCUCCCACCCUUCCCCAGUCCCUCCCCAGUCCUCAGCCCCUUCCCCACUUGGGGGCAGUGCCCUCUGUGGGGGAAAACAGGAAGCUGGAGAUAGCCCUCCUCCAGCUCCAGGGACUCCAAAGGCUAAUGGCUCCCAGCCCCCUGGAUCUGGCUCGCCUCAGCCUGCCCCUUAAUGCUGUCACACAUCUGCCAACCUUCUCUUCCCAAGACUCACUCUCUACACACACACACACACACACACACACGCUGGGUGGAAGGAAGUAGUCAUCUGCUUCCCUCACCUUAACUUUCUUUUUAGAUAUUGUACAGCCAGCUCCUCGUAAUAAAAGUUUGAUUUAUAAGUUC
Messenger RNA from Myotis daubentonii (Daubenton's bat), 3388 nucleotides. RefSeq names its product TATA-box binding protein associated factor 6 (gene TAF6). The record is from RefSeq and is a predicted model, not a curated record. Lineage: Eukaryota; Metazoa; Chordata; Mammalia; Chiroptera; Vespertilionidae. Gene Ontology annotation, cellular component: transcription factor TFIID complex; SAGA complex; SLIK (SAGA-like) complex. Gene Ontology annotation, biological process: RNA polymerase II preinitiation complex assembly; transcription initiation at RNA polymerase II promoter. Gene Ontology annotation, molecular function: protein heterodimerization activity; transcription coactivator activity; RNA polymerase II general transcription initiation factor activity. The transcript is spliced from 16 exons. The coding region runs from base 1177 to 3216 and encodes 679 amino acids.